Cynara cardunculus var. scolymus (artichoke) is the source of this 886-nucleotide messenger RNA. RefSeq names its product protein PELPK1-like. The coding region runs from base 35 to 730 and encodes 231 amino acids. The record is from RefSeq and is a predicted model, not a curated record. The transcript has a single exon. NCBI's taxonomy places the organism in Eukaryota, Viridiplantae, Streptophyta, Magnoliopsida, Asterales, Asteraceae.
UAUUGAUCGGCUUCAUCAAUCCAACGCAAUCUCAAUGGAUAAUUCCUAUCUCAUUUCCUUCCUACGACUCAUACUAGUUUCGAUCACUUUAGCGUCAAUAAGUGGUGGGAUGAUCAGUGCUGAGGCACGUAAUCUUUUGGAGAUACCCGAGGUUCCAAAGCCUGAACUUUCAGAGCUUCCAAUGCCCACAAUUCCUGAGAUUCCGAAGCCCACACUUCCUGAGAUUCCGAAACCCACUGUUCCUGAGAUUCCGAAGCCCACACUUCCUGAGAUUCCAAAACCCACAAUUCCUGAGAUUGCGAAGCCCACCCUUCCUGAGAUUCCGAAGCCCACCCUUCCUGAGAUUCCAAAACCCAUUGUUCCUGAGAUUCCAAAGCCAACACUUCCUGAGAUUCCGAAGCCCACAAUUCCUGAGAUUCCAAAACCCACUGUUCCUGAGAUUCCGAAGCCCACACUUCCUGAUAUCCCAAAACCCACUGUUCCUGAAAUUCCGAAGCCCACAGUUCCAGAGAUCCCGAAGCCCACAGUUCCAGAGAUCCCGAAGCCUACAGUUCCUGAAAUUCCGAAACCUGCACUUCCUGAGCUUCCAAAGCCGGAGUUGCCUACUUUGCCCAAACCAGAAGUACCAAAGGUGCCAGAAAUCCAUGACCUUCCUAAGCCCACCUUGCCCAAACCAGAAGUACCAGAGUUGCCCAAGGACUUCCCAAAACCUUCCCUACCCCAUCCUUAGAGACCUACUUUUGUGAAAGCUUGUGAUUUACUCAUUACUACUAAUGUUACUUCCAAGAGAUUUGUCAUUUAGAGUGUUCCCUGAAGAUUGAAUGAUUAUUUAUAUGGUGUAUGUUGUUCUGUUAUAUGACGAACAAUUUAUUUAUGUUGAAUUUAU